This is a messenger RNA of Pectinophora gossypiella (pink bollworm), 1850 nucleotides long. RefSeq lists its product as uncharacterized. The transcript has 4 exons. The record is from RefSeq and is a predicted model, not a curated record. Lineage: Eukaryota; Metazoa; Arthropoda; Insecta; Lepidoptera; Gelechiidae. Bases 245 to 1534 code for a protein of 429 amino acids.
CACUUUCAAUCGACUAUUAUUAAUUAUUGCAUUAAGUUGCAUUGUAUUGGAUUAUUAGGCCUUUUCUUUGUUUAUCACUAUAGUUUGUGUUAUUAAAUACUUACAACAUCACCGAAUAAUUCAUAAGAGAUUAAGCAUUUACAUUUCCUACUUUUGAAUACUAUACGAUAAGUAGGAAUCCCACAAUUUGUUGUUCCAGAAGUUCGAGGAAGGUUUUCACUAUAGUUUUUAUUUUUAAGGCGUAAUGGAUCAAAUACAGCCCGUGCCGAGUAUGCCUCACAUAGUGCAGGUGUACCAGCCUUCAGUGUCCAGCACUAAGAUACAAAAUCCGCAAAUUAUUCACAUAUCUCAUCCCACACUAACCACCAGCCAGCCCACAAAGAUAACAUACCAGCAGACGGUCACAUCGGGAUCAUUGACUAUACCGGUGUCAGAUGUGGAAAGCCGUCUACAGAAUCAGAUUGUCAUGUCUUGCCAGCAGACACAUUUGCAGAACAUGCAGCCUGUUACCAUGCAGUCUCAGAUACUCCAGAGUGACGUGCCUGUACAGUUUACGUCCCACAUGCUGCUACCCCACGUACCUCUGUUCAAACAGUCCAUGGUGGUGGACGAGUCACAGCAGUACUACGGACAGUACGGAGCUUACAUCAAGGAGGGCUUCAUUGCUAAGGCUGAACCAGAACUGACUGCCAGUGAUAAACAGACCGAAUGUGAACUAGAAACACCGAACGAGAUAGUAGAAGUGCAACAGAAGCGAUCGAGAAAUCGGGUGCCCGACCCCAGCAGCUGGGCAUGCAAUGUCAGGAAAACAAAACACCAGAGCGGAGAAGCUUACAUCAACAAGAGAGGCAAAUACGUCCCCGAACGACAGAUCAAAAGCACUAAAAACUGCUUAACAAUGUGCAAGUUGAAGUGUAACAAGAAAAUCAGUGAUGCGGACAGAGAACUCAUCUUUAAAGCAUUCUAUUCACUAUCUGCUAACGAGAAGAAACAUUUCUUACUCAACACAACGGAGAGACAUGAAGCCAAACAUUGUAAAAUGGACACAAACCCAAAAAGACAGUAUACAUAUAAAUAUUUCUUCCUAAUCCGAGGCACCAGGCAUACGGUAUGUAAAGACUUUUACUUGGGUACUUUGUCAAUAUCCCAGAAGCCCGUUUAUAAUGUUCACGCUGGUAAAUCUGAGAUGAACAUACCGAAGCCAGAUGGUCGAGGGCUGUCAGCUGCGAGCAUACAUGGUGUGCCUGCUUCGGAGAAGGAUACGGUCAGAAAACAUAUUAUGUCUUUUAAGACUGUUGAUUCGACGCCUAUAAAACAAUUCUCAAGAAAAAAACAGUACAUAGCGCAUGAUUUGAGCAUAAAACAUAUGUAUACGAUGUAUGUAGAUGAUUGUUGCAACAAAAACGUGUUUGCAGUGAGAGAAUCGAUGUAUAGGAAGAUUUUAAAAGAAGAAUUCAAUAUUAAUUUUUUUAAACCCAAAAAUGAACAAUUGUGCGCUAAGUGCAGAGAACCUAUUAAGAAAAAGAGUGAGUGAAUUACUACUAUUUACUACAUUUAAUACAACAGCCUAUAUACAUCCCACUGCACGCCACAGGCCUCUCCUCGGUCAACUGGAGAGUAUGGAGUAUGGAGCAUACUCCACCGCACUGCUCCACUGCGGGUGGACUUAAUACGUGAAUUAUAAUAAUUAUUUUUACACUUUAGUUGCUAGUCAAAAGAAUAUUUUUAUAAAUUGCUAUAAUUUGACUGACUAUAUAUGAAACUAAUCUACUGGUACUGUGGUAUAAAGUUAUGUAACUAACUGCCUAUUAUUAUUUAAGCUUAUUUAAGUAAAACUAAUAUGUUCACAA